This is a messenger RNA of Puccinia triticina, 180 nucleotides long. RefSeq lists its product as uncharacterized. The coding region runs from base 1 to 180 and encodes 59 amino acids. The transcript has a single exon. The record is from RefSeq and is a predicted model, not a curated record. NCBI's taxonomy places the organism in Eukaryota, Fungi, Basidiomycota, Pucciniomycetes, Pucciniales, Pucciniaceae.
AUGGCUGCCAGUUUCGCAAUCGAAGCUGGGACCAACAAAUUCAUGGGGAGGGUAUUGAUUCGCCAGACUUUUCCGCGCAGAAACGAGCUCGAAAAUCAACAAGGGCUGAAGACGGUGAUUCCGAUCCGCAAGUGCCAGUCCAUGGUAUACUGGUUCGCCGAGAGUCGGAAGAGGUACUAA